CGUCUUCUCUACAUCGAUUAAUCGUCCUGUUGUUUUGUCGCUAUUAGUGAAAGGAAGCAGGAUGCACACAUCGGUGGGCGCCUUCAGUAAGCUCCUGUUCAGGCGCGGUGAAAUGCAGAGUUAGCCAACGCCACGAUGGAGUCGCAAUACAAGUUUUGUUUGUAUUUUCCUGUCGCCCAAAUAUCGAGUUUAUCAGACGCAGCAAACUACACAACGCUUCCUCAGCGAAAGAACGUCUACCUCGGGGAGACUCUCCAGUUUCUGCUGGUGUUGCGGUUUCGGGGCUUAACGGACAGGGACGAUGGUGCUCUGUCUCGGAAGGACCUGGGGGGUUCUUUGUGCGCUCUGGCGAGCGUGUGCGCCGCGGAGAGCUGGAGGCAGACACCGGCUGAGCAGUGUGACCGCACGAGCAGCUGCAGUGAAGACAGCGAGGAUGUAGAGUGUAGGACCGCAGAACAGAGCGGAAGAAGACGGGGGGACAAGCAGACCUUCACACAGUGUCACCAACUCCUCAGUCAUAAGUGCUCACCCAGUAGUGCAGCGAUGCACAGCGAGACAGAACAAGCCAAGUCUGCUUGGGUGUUGGAAGACCAGCUUAUCUUCUGUCUCACUGUCUCUUUGGACAAGCUGCCAGUCAGUACACGUAAAGCCAAGGUUGGACACACCUUGAUGAACUGCAGCUCACAGGACAGAAUGUGUGUCAAAGAUGUGAAGAUUCUUCCAAACUAUAACUCGUCUUACCUUCCCGUGAUGCCUGAUGGCUCAGUGCUCGUAGUCGACAAUGUCUGCCACCAGUCAGCGGAGAUCACCAUGGCUUCAUUCUGUCGGCUGGACAACAAAUCAUCACAUUUACCUUGUAUGCUUAGUGCCCUGGAGGAGCAGACCUUCAUUUUUCAGCUGCAGCUACAAGAGAAAGAAGAACAGCAAUCCAGCAAGGGUUUGGAAGUCCCAUUGUUGGCUGUCCUACAGUGGCACAGUCCAGUACAUCCUGCUAUGAGAUGCAUCUCUACUUGUUACUCGAUACCCAGCGUUCACUUAAAUCGUCCGGAGUUGGUGAUGAUGGCGUCCUGCCCAAGGACCAUCAGGCCUCAACAACACUUCUUGGUGAAAUAUACGCUGCUCAACAAUUUGCAAGAUUUCCUUGCUGUUCGUCUGAUCUGGAAUUCAGAGGCGAGUCAAUGGACAGAAACGGAGGUUUUGGACUUGAUUAGCAUGGAGAGAAAUUGA
Messenger RNA from Pundamilia nyererei, 1227 nucleotides. RefSeq names its product trafficking protein particle complex subunit 14 (gene trappc14). The coding region runs from base 136 to 1227 and encodes 363 amino acids. Gene Ontology annotation, biological process: cilium assembly. NCBI's taxonomy places the organism in Eukaryota, Metazoa, Chordata, Actinopteri, Cichliformes, Cichlidae. The transcript has 7 exons. Gene Ontology annotation, molecular function: alpha-tubulin binding. Gene Ontology annotation, cellular component: TRAPPII protein complex. The record is from RefSeq and is a predicted model, not a curated record.